CAUCAGGAGGCUCCCCUUUCCUCUUUCAUGGCACAGUCUACAUGGGCUGAAGGAGCCCUCCAUCCAUGCACCAGCAGCAUCAGGCUUUCUGGGCUCUUCACCAUGUGCCUGCCUUAUGUCUGUCUCCCUCAAAUCAACUGAUCUUGGACAAGGGGGCUGGGAAGAUGGCUCAGCAGCUAAGGUGCUUGAUACAUAGGCAUAGGAAGGAGAUUUCAGAUCUCUAGAAGCCACACAAAUCAAAGGUGUGUGCAGUGGCCCUGUAACUCUAGCCCCAGAGGCAAAUACAGGGUCCCCAGAGCAAACUAGCUAGCGAGACUAGUCAUGGAGGAUUGAUUUAGAGGCCUUUCCUCAAUAAAUAAGGUAGAAGAAUGAUCAUUAUAAUUCCUGAUAUCAACCUCAGGUGCAGACAGACAGAGACAGACAGACAGAUAGACAUGAAUUAUUAUGUAACAUAGAGUAAAUAGUAAAUUAAUUUGGCAGCUGUAUUUCUUUGCCUUUGCUGGUCCCCAAUAACCACUCAGAAAGGCUAAGAUUUAUUAAAAUUGCCUUGAUCCAGAUACUGAGCAAUCAUUACUCCAUUCUAACCUGCAAGCUGGCCAGCUUCCUCCCACUCAUAUCCCUGUUACGUGCAUGUCUCCUCUCUUGCUCCAGCUCUCUUCUGAUGCUUCCUCAGCCUCUCUUCAUGGCUUCCCUCCUUCCUUCCUGUCUCUUUCUCCACCCCUCCUAGAAUCACAAGUUCCACCUAUUCUCUCUAAAGCUCUGUAUUGGCCUGUUGGCUUUUAUUGGCAAGGCAGAGAACGAAUAAGGAACAAUGUUUCUACAAACUUGAGACAGAAGCUUCUCAGAGUUAAUAUAACAAAGCCAUGUGCACAGAUGGAAACCAGAGAGUGAGAUGAAGAAAUCAGCAUUUGAAAUAAUACAGGGGUAAACUUUACACGUGUACAAAAACAUUUCGCCAGCUCAGUUGUCGGCCAAGCUUGAACAGGAUAGCACCUCUGGGGGGAGAAUCAGACUUUGAAAGAGGUAAGAGCAAAGUCAGUACUUGCCUUAUCAGUAGCCUGCUCCUGACAGCCAGAGAACUUCUGGAGUCAGGGAGGAUGCUGGCAGGCCUGGCUUGCUGGCUGCCCGCCUUUAGCAAAGAACAGAGACAUGGCCCUGCCGCAUCGACACAGUGGUAUCAAAGCAGAUCAGCUGACACCACAGCCCCCAGAAGCAGCCUCUGAACAGCAUUCACAGGAGUGAGCUAUGCUUACUUCAGACCUCAGAGUCAUUUGUGAAGAGCUGUUUGCUGGCUCUUAGCUGUGUGAGCUUCUAAGAACUAGCACGCCAGCCAUGCAGGCUCUCUGGAGAUCUCAGAAGAAUCUGGGCUCAGUCUGCUGCCUGCCUCUGAGUGGCGGUGGCUGUUGGACAUCUUAGACAUCACUUGGCUUGUGGCUGCCCCUCUCCAGUGGCUGCAAUGCCUCCAUGUGGCCCUGCCUCCCCUGUGUGUAUCUGCCUCUUCUCAGUACAGCAGUCAGACUAGGUUUGCAAUCCCCUGAGUUCUAGGAUGACCUCAUCUAAACAAAUUGUGCCUAAGAAACCCAGACAUACAAAGAAACCCAUUCUGAGGCCUUGCAAAGACCAUGAGUUUUGGGAAGGACAAGGCUCAGUACAGAUGGCUGAGCCUGAUCACACACAGACCCCAAGAAGCAUGGCUCUGGUUUCAAGCACACACACUGCUCACUGUAGACAGAAAGGGGCUUAAACCUAUUCAAAUCCCUGGCACCUACUAGAUUGACAAUGCCCCUGAGGAGGUCAGGAACUGGACUUUGCGUUGGGCUCUGCCUUUGGGUAAGCCCUAAGAAGAGCAGCCUCUGACAGGCAGCACUGAAGCACAAGCCGUGCUUCAAGGGGACACUCGCCAGGAGGAUCCCAGGCUCGGGACUUACUAUAACACAGGACACUUGUCACCUGAAAGCUUGAGUCAGUCAGUUAUUAUGGUCUGUGUGUGAGAUACAAGUGGGUGCAUAGGCAGUGGUGCACACAUGUAGAUCAGACUUUCUACAGCCAAUUCUCUUCUUCCUCCUCUCCAUGGGUUCAGGGUCUUCAUCUCAGGUUGCACAGCGAGUUCAUUUAUGUGCUGUGCCAUCUCGCCAGUCGUUCCUAUAUCCUAGAGGAAAACUAGUUUCUUCUGGUCAAGAGGAGGAAAGAGUGGAGACCUGUCAUUCUAAGAUACCCAAAACAGGGCCAGGUUGGGGACCUGUGCCUUUAAUCCCAUCACUUGGGGAUUAGGUAGAAGCAAGAGGCUCUAGACCAGUCUACACACUGAAUUUCAAGCCAGCCUACCUAUAAAUCAGAGACCCUGCUUCAAAAAUAAAAUUAAACAAAAACGAAGAUAAACCAAGCUACCCAAAACACAAGAGUUAAUCCAGUCAGACAGGUCUAGCAAAUGCUAGGAUGAAAGGUGUGCACCACCACGAGUGGGCUGCAAGCCUCUCUCUCUCUCUCUCUCUCUCUCUCUCUCUCGUUUGUUUUGUUUUUCGAGACAAGGUUUCUCUGUGUAGCCCUGGCUGUCCUGGAACUCACUCUGUAGACCAGGCUGGCCUCGAGCUUCACUCUUAAAAGUUCCUCUUCCUCCUCCUCCAUCUUUUCCUCCUCUUACCCCCUAGGCUCCUUUUCCUCUUCUUGUCUUUCAGAUAAAGUCUCAAGUAGUCCAGACUGGUCUCAAACUAACUAACUAGCCAAGAAUAGCCAACCUCUUAACUUCCGAUUCUCCUGCCUCUGCUGAAUGCUGGGGUUGUGGCGUGGGCCACCACUUCUGGUUUGUGCAACACAGAAGGAACUAGGGCUUUAAGCACGAGAAGCAAGUUCUGUACAGACUUACACAGGCCCAGCAUCUGUUCUUGCAAUUUUCUGUAAGUUUGACAUAAUAUGAGAAUAAAAAGCUAUCUAUCUCCCUUCCAGCCUUACCCUCUCUGAUGGAAUUCGAAUGCGUAAUCAAAGCACCCAACAGCCUGGCCUGGAAUCACGUGGGGCGAGCCCACGUGACCGGAGCACCAAUCCAAUAUGGCGGCGCCCAGGGGGCCCGGGCUGUUCCUCAUACCCGCGCUGCUCGGCUUACUCGGGGUGGCGUGGUGCAGCCUAAGCUUCGGGGUUUCCCGCGACGAUGACCUGCUGCUGCCUUACCCACUAGCGCGCAGACGUCCCUCGCGAGACUGCGCCCGGGUGCGCUCAGGUAGCCCAGAGCAGGAGAGCUGGCCUCCGCCACCCACGAACCCCGGCGCCAGCCACCACGCGGCCGUGCGCACCUUCGUGUCGCACUUCGAGGGGCGCGCGGUGGCCGGCCACCUGACGCGGGUCGCCGAUCCCCUACGCACUUUCUCGGUGCUGGAGCCCGGAGGAGCCGGGGGCUGCGCGCAGAAGCGCCGCGCUACUGUGGAGGACACAGCCGUCCCGGCCGGUUGCCGCAUCGCUCAGAACGGUGGCUUCUUCCGCAUGAGCACUGGCGAGUGCUUGGGGAACGUGGUGAGCGACGGGCGGCUGGUGAGCAGCUCAGGGGGACUGCAGAACGCGCAGUUCGGUAUCCGACGCGAUGGAACCAUAGUCACCGGGUACCUGUCUGAGGAGGAGGUUCUGGAUCCCGUGAAUCCGUUCGUGCAGCUGCUGAGCGGAGUCGUGUGGCUCAUCCGCAAUGGAAACAUCUACAUCAACGAGAGCCAAGCCAUCGAGUGUGACGAGACACAGGAGACAGGUUCUUUUAGCAAAUUUGUGAAUGUGAUGUCAGCCAGGACAGCCGUGGGUCAUGACCGUGAGGGGCAGCUUAUCCUCUUCCAUGCUGAUGGACAGACGGAACAGCGUGGCCUUAACCUAUGGGAGAUGGCAGAGUUCCUGCGUCAACAAGAUGUCGUCAAUGCCAUCAACCUGGAUGGAGGCGGUUCUGCUACUUUUGUGCUCAAUGGGACCCUGGCCAGUUACCCUUCAGAUCACUGCCAGGACAACAUGUGGCGCUGUCCCCGCCAAGUGUCCACUGUGGUGUGUGUGCAUGAACCGCGCUGCCAGCCACCCGACUGCAGUGGCCAUGGGACCUGUGUGGAUGGCCACUGUGAAUGCACCAGCCACUUCUGGCGGGGCGAGGCCUGCAGCGAGCUGGACUGUGGCCCCUCCAACUGCAGCCAGCAUGGGCUGUGCACAGAGACUGGCUGCCACUGUGAUGCUGGGUGGACAGGAUCCAACUGCAGUGAAGGUGAGAGCUGCCUGCAAACACUCCUGGAGAGGGUGGCCUGGCUGCACGCAGCUGAGUGUCCUCUGGGCUGGUAUGGGCCAGGUUGCCAGAGGCCCUGCCAGUGUGAGCACCAGUGUUCCUGUGACCCGCAGACUGGCAACUGCAGCAUCUCCCAAGUGAGGCAGUGUCUCCAGCCAACUGAGGCUACGCCGAGGGCAGGAGAGCUGGCCUCUUUCACCAGGACCACCUGGCUAGCCCUCACCCUGACACUAAUUUUCCUGCUGCUGAUCAGCACUGGGGUCAACGUGUCCUUGUUCCUGGGCUCCAGGGCCGAGAGGAACCGGCACCUCGACGGGGACUAUGUGUAUCACCCACUGCAGGAGGUGAACGGGGAAGCGCUGACUGCAGAGAAGGAGCACAUGGAGGAAACUAGCAACCCCUUCAAGGACUGAAGAGCUGCCCCAACGGCAUGCUCCAGAUAAUCUUGUCCCUGCUCCUCACUUCCACAGGGGACAUUGUGAGGCCACUGGCAUGGAUGCUAUGCACCCCACCCUUUGCUGGCCAUAUUCCUCCUGUCCCCAUGCUGUGGCUCAUGCCAACCUAGCAAUAAGGAGCUCUGGAGAGCCUGCACCUGCCUCCCGCUCGCCUAUAUCUGCUGCCCAGAGGCCUGUCUCGCACAGGGGUCUCGCCACUGCCAAAGACUCCCAGGAAGCCACUAGCAAAUGGAACUCUGUAACCCCAUCAUGACAAGAGUGGCCACUCUCCGCCUGCACAGGGAUGAAAUAGAAAGCCUUACACACACACACACACACACCCUCGGCUCAGCCACGGCACUCGCCUUUUAUACAGCCUCAUCGCUGGACAGCCAACUAGAACUCUGCAUCCUGUCACAGGAAGCACCUCAUAAGAAGGGAUGGGGAGGGAAGGAAGUCGCCUUGUUUACAGACCUAUUUUUGUUGUCUUGUUCCCUAAAGGAGUUUUCUAACACUUGAAUAAAUUGGGAUACUAAAACAAGCCAC
Molecule: messenger RNA, 5220 nt
Organism: Mus musculus (house mouse)
Lineage: Eukaryota; Metazoa; Chordata; Mammalia; Rodentia; Muridae
Gene: Nagpa
Product: N-acetylglucosamine-1-phosphodiester alpha-N-acetylglucosaminidase
Exons: 10
Coding region: 3046-4653 (535 amino acids)
Cellular component (GO): Golgi cisterna membrane; Golgi apparatus
Molecular function (GO): N-acetylglucosamine-1-phosphodiester alpha-N-acetylglucosaminidase activity
Source: RefSeq, a predicted model, not a curated record